UUCUUCUGCAAACCCAGAUCUGGAGUGGACGCUCGAUAAACAAAAUUUUCUGUAAGGACCAAAUUGCGGUUCUCUUCUGUAGGGCUGACUCAGCGAAGCUCUGUUUGUUCUGCGACCAGCAUGUGCACUCCGCGAACCUGCUUUCGCGGAAGCACUUGCGGUCUCAGAUCUGCGAUAACUGCGGUUCUGAGCCGGUUGCGCUGUUCUGUGUCUUCCGCGCAUGAGCGGACUCCGGUUGAGGGGUUCUCCGGAUGUCCUUCGGUUUUGGAGCUAGCUUUUGCCUGGGGGUUUGAUUUGGAGGAGAUGAUUGUUCCGUACCAGAAUGUGAGCUGUGGAGAGAUAGUUAAGAAACGGAGCCCGAGCUGCGGAAAGUACAAACAGGCUAUAUACAACCAGCUGGUGGAAUUGAUGAAGACGGGUUUUAUCGGAGGCGAUGGAGGCUAUAUACAAACAGGCUAUAUACAACAAGAUUCGGAGUUUGUAGAGCAAAAUCUAAUCCUUGAUUCUUGUGUUGUAGAUGGAUCUGGGUUUGAUAGAGGAAGACCCAGAUCUGGGUUUGAUAGAGGAAGACCCAGAUCUGGGUUUGAUAGAGGAAGACCCAGAUCUGGGUUUGCAAAAGUGAAAAGGAAAGGACUUCCAGUGACGAAGAAGAAGGCACAAGCUUUGGGUCUUUCCCUGGGUUUUCUCGAACAGCGAUUCGACAAAAUAGCAUCAUCGGAAAGGACUUUUGACGACGAAGAAGAAGGCACGAGCUCUGGGUCUUUCUUUGGGUUUUCUCCAACAAUGAUUCGACAAAAUAGCAUCAUCGGAAAGGACUUCUAGCGAUGAAGAAGAAGGCACGAGCUUUGGUACAAGAUUCGGAGUUUGCAGAGUAUAAUCUAAGGACUUCCUCCUUGAUUCGGGCGUUGCAAACAGAUCUGGGUUUAUCGAGCGUCCACUCCAGAUCUGGGUUUGCAGAAGAAAGGGAAAGGAAAGGUGAAGGAGAGAGAGUGAAAGGGGAAGAAGAAAAAUUUUUUUUUCUG
Rubroshorea leprosula is the source of this 1022-nucleotide messenger RNA. The record is from the annotation of a GenBank genome assembly. Lineage: Eukaryota; Viridiplantae; Streptophyta; Magnoliopsida; Malvales; Dipterocarpaceae.